Colletotrichum costaricense is the source of this 294-nucleotide messenger RNA. RefSeq lists its product as uncharacterized. The record is from RefSeq and is a predicted model, not a curated record. Lineage: Eukaryota; Fungi; Ascomycota; Sordariomycetes; Glomerellales; Glomerellaceae. The coding region runs from base 1 to 294 and encodes 97 amino acids. The transcript has a single exon.
AUGUACCACGGCAUUGCGCAUCAAAGCCACUCAGACAAUGCAUCUUCCAAGUCAAGUACUGCGCAACAAUUCUUCGGCUCGGGGUUGGAAUGGGGACGUACGGGCACUAGUGUGAGGUUAUCGUGGAGUGGAAUGUUCCAAUCUUCGACUUUUUCGACCAUGUUCUGGCCGCUGAAUGUCAAAAGAUUGUCUUUCUUUUCAUGGUAUAAUUACGAUAGGCGAGAGUCUAAUAUUGCCAAGUCCCCGUUCCAAACACGCUUUUUGCAUCCUAUGCGCCAAAAUACCUCGCGGUAG